Musca domestica (house fly) is the source of this 3733-nucleotide messenger RNA. RefSeq names its product DNA-directed RNA polymerase III subunit RPC2 (gene RpIII128). Gene Ontology annotation, cellular component: RNA polymerase III complex. Gene Ontology annotation, molecular function: DNA-directed RNA polymerase activity; ribonucleoside binding; DNA binding. The transcript is spliced from 2 exons. Lineage: Eukaryota; Metazoa; Arthropoda; Insecta; Diptera; Muscidae. The coding region runs from base 107 to 3517 and encodes 1136 amino acids. The record is from RefSeq and is a predicted model, not a curated record. Gene Ontology annotation, biological process: DNA-templated transcription.
GAAACUAUCGGUAGUGUCAGCGAUUGCAUCCCCGGUCCUUGACUGUUUUCUAUUUCAAAGUGUGGAGUUGUGAUGAUCUGAGGGAUCUGAACAUUAUUUUGAAAAUAUGGAUCAAAUGUCAACCACUGAGGAAGACGUCGGAUGGGAUAGUGAUAAGAAAAAUUGGCCGAAUCCCAUCAAACCGUUAGAAGAAAAAUGGAAACUCGUGCCUGCGUUUCUACAGGUUAAGGGCUUAGUAAAGCAGCACAUCGACUCCUUUAAUCAUUUUGUUAAUGUGGAUAUUAAAAAAAUUGUGCAAGCUAACCAAACGGUGCUGAGUGAUGCUGAUCCGAUGUUUUAUCUCAAGUAUUUGGAUGUACGGGUUGGUACACCAGACAUUGAAGAUGGCUACAACAUUACAAAAGCCACAACGCCACAUGAAUGUCGCUUAAGAGACACUACCUAUUCUGCCCCUAUUACAGUGGACAUCGAAUACACGCGCGGAGCACAGAGGAUAGUUAGGAAUAAUUUACUGAUUGGACGAAUGCCUGUCAUGUUGAGAUCCUCUAACUGUGUCCUCACUGGCAAAUCAGAAUUUGAAUUGGCAAAGUUAAAUGAAUGUCCCUUGGAUCCUGGUGGAUAUUUUGUAGUAAGGGGACAAGAGAAAGUUAUCCUCAUUCAAGAACAGUUGUCAUGGAAUAAGAUGAUCACAGAAGAAUUCAAUGGGACUGUGCAGUGCCAGGUCACCUCUUCCACUCAUGAAAAGAAAUCAAGAACUGUUGUCCUCAGCAAACACGGUAAAUACUAUUUGAAACACAACUCAAUGGUAGAUGACAUUCCCAUAGUUGUCAUCUUUAAAGCCAUGGGAGUAGUGUCAGAUCUUGAGAUUAUGUCCCUAAUUGGCACAAGUACGGAAACACAAAACCGAUUCGCACCUUCCCUCCUCGAGGCUUUCAAUCUAAAGAUCUUUACACAGCAACGUGCUCUUGAAUAUAUGGGCUCAAAACUGAUGGUAAAACGAUUCCAAACCACUGCCAGUAAAACACCAGCUGAUGAAGCAAGGGAACUGCUUACAACUACAAUUUUGGCCCACGUGCCUGUGGAAAAUUUUAAUUUUCAAAUAAAAUCUAUUUACGUUUCACUUAUGGUCAGGCGCGUUAUGGCUGCGGAAUUGGAUGCCUCGGCUGUGGACGACAGGGAUUACUAUGGUAACAAGCGUUUGGAAUUGGCCGGGUCUUUAAUAUCCCUGAUGUUUGAGGAUUUAUUUAAGCGUAUGAAUUGGGAGCUUAAAAUGAUAGCAGACAAAAAUAUUCCCAAGGUGAAGGCCGCUCAGUUCGAUGUGGUGAAGCAUAUUAGAGCGGCGCAAAUAACAGUUGGAUUGGAGUCAGCUAUAUCGUCAGGAAAUUGGACCAUUAAACGUUUCAAGAUGGAGCGAGCUGGCGUUACACAAGUUCUUUCUAGACUAAGCUACAUAUCCGCCCUGGGAAUGAUGACAAGGGUAAAUUCUCAAUUCGAAAAAACUCGAAAAGUAUCGGGCCCUCGUUCUUUACAACCCAGUCAGUGGGGUAUGCUGUGUCCAUCUGACACACCUGAAGGUGAAGCUUGUGGUCUUGUCAAAAACCUGGCUUUAAUGACUCACAUAACCACUGAAGUUGAGGAAGAACCAGUAGUCCGUUUAGCCUUCAAUGCGGGUGUAGAGGACAUUCGUCUGGUCGGUGGGGACGCCAUUAAUAAUUCCAAGGUAUUUCUCGUCUUCAUCAAUGGUAACAUUUUAGGCUUAACAAUCAGUUACAAAAGAUUAGUAGAAGUAUUCCGUAUGAUGAGACGUAAAGGUCGCCUGGGACCCUUCGUUUCCAUUCACACGUCUCACACUCAAAGGUGUGUAUAUAUUCAUACUGAUGGGGGUCGUUUGUGUCGACCUUACAUAAUUGUCCGAAAAGGCCAGCCAGCUGUAAAACAGCACCACAUUGAGGAACUAAAGAGGGGCAUCCGCAAAUUCGAAGAUUUCCUCCACGAUGGCCUCGUAGAAUAUUUGGAUGUAAAUGAAGAGAACGAUUCAUUCAUUGCCUGGAACGAAAACGACAUUGAUCCUGACACAACAACACAUUUGGAAAUAGAACCCUUCACGUUGCUUGGAGUUUGUGCUGGAUUAGUUCCAUACCCGCAUCACAACCAGAGUCCCCGUAAUACCUACCAAUGUGCUAUGGGCAAACAAGCGAUGGGCGUUAUUGGAUAUAACCAAAAAAAUCGCAUAGAUACGCUCAUGUACAACCUCGUCUAUCCACAAGCUCCAAUGGUAAAAUCAAAGACCAUUGAAUUGACGGGAUUCGACAAGUUACCAGCCGGUCAGAACGCCACCGUUGCCGUCAUGAGUUAUUCUGGUUACGAUAUUGAAGAUGCGCUUAUACUUAAUAAAGCUUCAAUUGACCGAGGUUAUGGCCGAUGUCUUAUAUACAAAAAUUCAAAAUGUACUGUCAAAAGGUAUGCCAAUCAGACAUACGACCGGAUUAUGGGACCUAUGAAAGAUGCUCUAACGAAUAAAGUUAUUUUUAAACAUGAUGCCUUAGAUACGGAUGGCAUAGUUGCCCCUGGAGAGAUGGUGGUGAAUAAACAAAUUUUAAUCAACAAAGAAAUGCCUGCCGUAACUUCGAUUAAUCCCAUCGAACAGACGGGACAGAGCUCACAGGUUUCCUACACAGCUGUUCCAAUUUCGUACAAAGGCCCAGAACCCAGUUAUAUUGAGAAAGUAAUGGUGUCGGCGAAUGGCGAAGAAGAUUUUUUAAUAAAAAUUUUAUUAAGACAAACGAGGCGACCUGAAAUCGGUGACAAGUUCAGUUCCCGCCACGGUCAAAAAGGUGUGACUGGUCUAAUUGUAGACCAAGAGGAUCUACCUUUCAAUGAUUUUGGUAUUUGUCCAGACAUGAUAAUGAAUCCUCAUGGGUUUCCAUCUCGUAUGACCGUUGGAAAGUCUCUCGAACUGUUGGGUGGAAAAGCUGGUCUAUUGGAGGGGAAAUUUCACUAUGGCACUGCUUUUGGUGGCUCAAAAUGUUCGGAUAUUCAGGAUGAAUUAUUUAAAAACGGGUUCAAUUACAUGGGCAAGGACUAUUUCUACUCAGGAAUAACUGGCGAAAGUUUGGAAGCUUAUAUUUAUUCAGGCCCUGUGUACUACCAGAAAUUGAAGCACAUGGUGCAAGAUAAAAUGCAUGCCAGAGCAAGAGGUCCCAAAGCUGUGCUCACUAGACAACCUACUCAAGGUCGGAGUCGGGAAGGUGGUUUACGUUUAGGUGAAAUGGAACGUGAUUGUUUAAUAUCUUAUGGCGCUAGUAUGUUGAUUAUGGAACGCCUAAUGAUAUCGUCGGAUGCAUUUGACGUAGAUGUGUGCAAGUCAUGUGGACGACUAGCCUACUCUUCGUGGUGCCAUUACUGUCAGUCAUCGGCCAACGUGUCAAAAAUAUCUAUGCCAUAUGCAUGUAAACUGUUAUUCCAAGAAUUAACAAGCAUGAAUGUUGUUCCCAAACUAAAAUUGCAGAACUAUUAACGCAAAAGUAAAUGUGUGUCCUAAUUGUCGAUUAUGAAUAAAAACAUUUGUGAGCAAAAGCGAUUUUGUGGGAUCGGCUGAAUAUCGUCCGUGAACAAUCCCAUUUGCUGGAAGCAAUUUUAAACUGUGAAAAAGGCGAAAUAAAUGUAAUUCCUUGCCGCUGAUUCAGGUUUUCGUAACUUGUUGGCAGCUAGGGAUAUUCGUAGUAAUCGACAA